Messenger RNA from Effrenium voratum, 2763 nucleotides. The record is from the annotation of a GenBank genome assembly. Lineage: Eukaryota; Dinophyceae; Suessiales; Symbiodiniaceae.
AUGGGCUGUGGCGCUUCGCACAAGUAUGCGGCGCCAGAAAGCUGCGUAGACCUGACUGAGCAGGAAGAGGUCCAUGUUCUCCAACGUCCAUGCCAGGCGGAGCCGACCAAAGAGCCGGCUACGUCGCCGAGGCCAGCGCUCGCAGCACACAAAGAGGAGGUGCUGAAAGUCUUGGACCAUGCACGAAACCACAACCUUCGGCAUCUCCCCAGCCGCGUCCGGCGAGCGCUUGCUGAGACGGCGGUGGUGUACGAGCUGCAGCCUGGGGAGAUCCUGGAGGGACAGGUCUGGUUUGAGGGCCAGUGCCUAGUGUUGUCUGGCCAGGCCUCGGUGCUGCUGUCCCAGGAGACGGAGGCUGGCAAGACCGAGGUUGCAGUCCUCAAGCGUGGAGAUUCCUUCGGAUGGCAGCGGCACCAGGGCGAGAUGACUGAAGAGGAGCUGGACAAGCAGGAGACGUGGGCGAUAUGCCAGCCGCAGAUAGUCGUCACCGGAGGUGCCAACCUGAAGUAUUGCCGACUCAUUGAGGUGGUAGAAGACAUCCGAGGCGGCAGCAAGGCUGCUGCGAAGGCUGCGCUGAAGACCAAGGAGGAUGAGGCAGCGCAUCAUACAGGCCACAGAGAUGGCGGUGCGGCCCUCUUGCCUGCCGUGUCGUUUAGCGCUUUGGGACAGCUGUGGCUGACCGCCUCCCCGCCUCCGAAGGGUAUCGCUGCGAUGCCCCCAUCGGCAGGAGCGCUGCCACGGGCUCAUUUCCAGGCGGCGCUGUGGCAGCCGCUGCGGGACCGCCUGGAGCAGCUGACUGAGGAGAUCCGGCGCCGGCAGCGCGCCAAGUACCGGAUCCACGAUUGCUUCCCUCUGCAGGGCCAUCAGAUUGUGGUGGUGAAGCACCACAUCAUUCAUCUCACAGAGCUGUGGUACGGCUCUGAGCGAGGAGGCAACCUCAGCAUUUUCUACGCUUGGUUUAUGGAGGCGAUGCAGGUGUUGGGCGUCACGGCGUACAACUACUCAGACCUGCCGGUAGAGACGAGCCCCGACGGAUGGGCCACCGUGGUGGACGGCGAUGCGCGUCGCAAGGCCCUGGUAGGCCGCAGCGGCACUGAUUCUGCCUACGUGGCCACAGGGGGUGUGGCCCAGAAACAGGGGCGAUCUGCCAUUGACAACACGGUGCUCCGAAACGUGUUCUUCCCAUGGGAGGCGAGGGAGCUGUUGGUGGGGCGAUUGCUCCGGAAGUUCCUCUCCCGGCUGCUUUCGCUGCGCCAGCGCUGCCUGCUGCGCAAAUUGUCGCAGCGUUUGGGCCUCGACAUCUUGCGCCUGGCCCACGACUCCCGGAGCCACCACACAGUGCGCUGCGUGCUGGCGGCUAUCCCGGAGGAGGAGUUCAAGGCCCUGGGCUUCAACCCCUCGGACCGGCUGCUGCAGCUGCUGCGCCGCAGCGGCGCGGAGGUGGCGGGCUUCGGGCAGCUGGACGAGGCCAUGCAGAGGAGCGUGUGGGAGGCCGCGAAAACGCUGCUGAAGGAAAGGGCGCCCCCCUUAGCGGUGCAGCCACCGGAGGGCUCGCCGCCCGACAUCUUCGCCAGGUUCGUGAUCUGGAGCCGGGACUACCCCGGCGAGUUCUUUGAGCAUGACAAGCCCCAGCAUGUGACGGUCUUCAUUGCUGGCAUGUUCUCGAGACGAAUUGUGGUGGUCAAGCGCUCGUGCAUGGAGCGCAUGACCCUGGCGCGGUACUUCCCGCUGACCUGGAAGCGGCAGCAGCCCCUCUGGGGCAGCGCGUCCACCGGCCGAUUCCAGGUGCGCCCCGCUGGCGUCAAGGAAGCCUCCCACGUGAGGGCCAACGAGUGCCCCUAUGCCGCGCUGCAUGGCAUGGCGCUCUCUGCGGGCGGCUUCGCAUCCGACCAGCGCUGCAACCCCGACCGCAAGUCGGUGGGCUACACGUUGCUCAUGGAGCUGCAGUGGAUCAGAGACCCACAGGCGAAUAUCGAGAACUGGUACAUCACGGAUAUCGAGAAGAUUGUCCAGGAAGCCUGGCAGCUGAACCCGCACGGUGCACAUGUGCUGCCGGGUGAGUCCUUCGUGGCGGUCGGCCAGAACCCCAAGGUGGGAAGCUCCAUCCGUCAGACGCAGCACACGCAGCUGGCCCGAGGUACUUGGAAGAAGUAUCCCAUCCUGCAAGUGCCCGCAUCCCGCAUCUUUGCGACUGAGGACAUCAUGGUGCCCCAGGCGGACACUGAGUUCAUCCGACUGAGCGAUUCCUUGGGGACGCAUGCCAUGCUGGAGAUCGUGGAUAUUGGUCCAGAGGGCUGCGAGCUGGACAGCUGCGGCCUGCUGCUGCGCUGCCGCAGCCGCGAGCCCACGGCGGGGUCCCUGCUGCGGUUCCUCACGCGCCUACGGCUGCGGCUCUUGGAGAAGCUGGGGGGCCCCGAAGCCAUCGACUUUCUUGUGCUCUGCUUGAGCGACGAAGAAGGCUCCUUUGUGGUGAUUUUCGCGCCCAUCCCGCAGCUGGUGCAGGUCCAGGAGGGGCAUGCCGACUUGGUGCCCUGGGCCAACCCCCUCACAGGCGAAUCCUCUGAUGUGGUGGGCAUCGAGGAAAGCCGCCUGGACUUUGGCAAGGGCGUUGGCCAUUUUCUGGUUCUGAAGGAUUCACUGCGACAACAGCUGCAGCAGGGUGAGGAUACGUGUCGCCGAAUUUGGGCCUUCAAUCGGGUCCCUGGGGCCCGCGGGGUGAUCAGCGAGUUCAUGACGGAGUACUUGGAGAGAGGCGGCACUUAG